GCACGACCCCAGCCCAGCCCCGCCGCCAUGAUAUCUGGGCACGUCGGGAACAGGCAGCCCGUCGAGGCUCUCUGCCUCUUCGGGCGGAUGAUGGAGGAAGGGUUUGCGCCCAACCGCGGGACGGUUGUCAGCGUGCUGUCAGCCUGCGCGAGCGCCGGUGCGUUGGAGACGGGUAAGUGGGUCCAUGUGUACAUAGAGAAGAACAGGCUCCGGUGGGAUGAGUUCCUGGGGACGGCGCUUGUUGACAUGUAUGCCAAGUGUGGCGCUGUGGAGCUUGCGCUGGAGGUCUUUGCCAGCUUGAGGACGAGGAACACGUGUACCUGGAAUGCCAUGAUCAAUGGCUUGGCCAUGAAUGGCUACUCAGCAAUGGCGUUGGACAUGUUUCGCCAAAUGGAGCUUGACGGAAGAGUGGUACCGGAUGAAGUGACCUUUGUAGGAGUCCUCUUGGCAUGCAGCCAUGGUGGAUCUGUGGAUGCAGGCAGGGAGCAUUUCAACAUGAUUUCCAGGAAGUAUGGCAUAGACUUAAUCCUUGAGCAUUAUGCGUGCAUGGUUGAUCUCCUUGCCCGGUCUGGUCAUCUACAAGAGGCACACAAGCUCAUUACAGAGAUGCCAAUGAAGCCGGAUGUUGUCGUCUGGAGGGCUUUGCUUGGUGGAUGCCGUCUCUAGAAGAAUGUCAAGAUGGCUGAAAUUGUCAUAACUAAAAUGGAAGCAACCUGCAGUGGAGACCAUGUGCUCCUGUCCAAUCUGUAUGCUGCAGUAGGGAGAUGGAAUGGCGUUGAAGAUGUUCGAAGGACCAUGAGAAGCAAGGGGAUCGAGAAGAUUCCCGGCUGCAGCUCGGUUGAGAUGGAUGGCUCCAUCCAUGAAUUCAUUUCAGGUGACAAGUCACAUCCAUCGUAUGAUGACAUUCAUGCAAAACUGAUCGAGAUUGGUGGAAGGAUGCAACAGCAAGGUCAUGUCACAGAGACCACUGAGGUGUUCUAUGACAUUGAAGAUGAAGAGAAAGAGCAGGCACUUGGACAUCACAGUGAGAAGCUUGCAAUAGCGUUUGGGCUCAUUGGAGGAUCUCCAGACGCUAUAAUCAGAAUUGUCAAAAAUCUUCGCUUUUGUAUGGAUUGCCACAAGUGGCUUUUGGAGGUCCUUCCGGGAGAUAUCCCCAGUAUCACACUGCGUACCAAGAACUCAGGGUACCUUCAACGUAUGUCUCUUUCAUUGUUAUUUAUGUUGUACAAUUAUGUAAUUCUCAGCUUUUUGCUUAACAGUUUUUUCCCAUGGACUUAGAUCUGCUCCAUUUCAUAUUUUCACUGUAUACUUAGAUGUACAAUAAUAUGCUAAGUUACAGCAAUUCCUUCAGUACAGACCAUGAUCAGGAUGCCUCUCCUUUUGUUUCUGCAGGCGGCUGGUGUCGAUUUUCCACCUCGUGAGGAUAAUACAGUUCCACUGUUUACACCGUUCAGGUUUACUACUUUACUGUGUUGUUUAUCUUCGAUCAUGUUAAUGUAAAACUGUAGGAAUUCACCAUAGGUCAAUUGGUGGUUUACAGAACAGCGAUGUGACUUAUGUUACUAGCAAAAGUGACAUGCCGUACAUGAUUGUUGAGACUCUUGUUUCUAGGAUUUAAUUAUAAUCAUUAUGUAGGAAAAUACCAAUAUGGAUGCAACAGUUUUUCUGCCCACCGGUUGUUCAUUCUUUCACCUUAGACCAUGUCAGCAGAAAUUCUAAUUUCUUACUGUUCUAUCCAUCAAUCCUAUCAUCUUGCGCGAGAUAUUUUGUUUUAUUUUACCAUUAUUGCCGACGGAUUAAGCUGUUAUUGCCCUGUGUUUUAUAAAUCUGUUGGUUAUAUAUGGAGAGGUGUGUGGCCCUCAAUGUGCAGAGAAGACCACACACCGAGCCAACCAUGGUGACAUCCCAGAACUGCGCCUCGACGGCCACUGGACACUGGUAAAAUUGUGGUCAUCCCACCAGUAGGGCCACGAUGAGGAUAAGAGAGGAUGAACCACUACGAAGCAGAACAACCCUACUGGCGUCGCCGCUACGUGAUCACUUCCCAGGGACGCCCUCUGGCGAAGGCAGGGGGAGGAGGAGAGUGAAGUAGCAGUUGGGUAGGGGUGUUGCGGGUUCUGCCACAGGGCUGCUCGUAGAAUCCUAGAGUUUCAGAAAUUGGGAUUUUAUUUUCCUCUCAAGGUAAUUUUUUUACCUGGAUAGAAAGUGGAAUUCUUUAAUCGAUAAGAUACCUAUCAAUCAGAUUGGUGAGCCACCAUAUUCUGGUAAUGAAAAUGCUAUGCAGACAAAUGUUUCUUAUGCAAGAUUUAGAACCCAUCUUUUGUGCGAAUUAUCUGAGCACCCCACCUAUUGCUGCAAUAUUAAUGUUUAUGUGAACAUUUAGAACCCAUCUUUUGUGCGAAUUAUCUGAGCACCCACCUAUUAUAGAAAUCAUCUAUGGCAGCAGUAUGUAGAAAAAUGCAUUUCCACUCUCUCCUGAUAAUGUUUUUUAUAUUUAGGGGGGAAAUGGGUAUAGUGCACUAUAUAUAUCAUGCUAAUUUUCAUUGUAGCAAUUAAUAUUGCGCUUUCACUUUCAAGCUCAUAAUGUACAUUGUUAUUACAUAUGGCUGGGAACUUACUUGGAUAUUCUUUUACAUCUUGUGAGAUCAUAAGAAUAAAUUUCCUUUGAGUCGUACCUUUUCAAAGCCAGUUAAUUUGUGGAUUAUUAAGUUUGCUACAUGCUUUGCUUACCAUUUUUUGAAAUAAUUUCAGCCAAAAAUCAUGCUUUUCAAUACUCUAGAAGACUAAAAAUUAUUAUACCACGAAGGGGUUUGCCCCUGUGUUAUAACUUGCGCACACUUUUUUAUUAUUCAGGACACUCUAUGUACACUGUGCUCUAAGAAUUUUUUGAAUUAUCCCCUGUUUCUAUCUUCAAUGAUUGUUACAAUUUUCACGUCAUCGGCACAGCCAGGACAUGUAAUGGUAUUCUGAUUGUUCUUGACACCAUAAAACCCAUAACUCACAAACGCCUCAAUGAGAAGGAGCUUGAGGGAUUUGGCAUCCGGUAAGUCUCUAUGUUGAUACCAUCUUGAGCACUUGUUGUCCUUCUCUUCCACGUUGAAAUUGUUUGUCAGCAACCUAAAUGGUUUUGUUUAGCUUUGUUCUUACGACUUCUGCAGUCAGGUUUAAUAUUCAUUGAAGUACAUGUUUUUGUU
Molecule: messenger RNA, 3194 nt
Organism: Hordeum vulgare subsp. vulgare (domesticated barley)
Lineage: Eukaryota; Viridiplantae; Streptophyta; Magnoliopsida; Poales; Poaceae
Product: putative pentatricopeptide repeat-containing protein At5g40405
Exons: 1
Coding region: 28-666 (212 amino acids)
Biological process (GO): RNA modification
Molecular function (GO): RNA binding; protein binding
Source: RefSeq, a predicted model, not a curated record